Molecule: messenger RNA, 720 nt
Organism: Aspergillus tubingensis
Lineage: Eukaryota; Fungi; Ascomycota; Eurotiomycetes; Eurotiales; Aspergillaceae
Product: putative 2-haloalkanoic acid dehalogenase
Exons: 1
Coding region: 1-720 (239 amino acids)
Source: RefSeq, a predicted model, not a curated record
AUGCCCAACCACGUCGUCUUCGACGUCGUCGGCACCUGCGUGUCCUUCGAUGCCUUCUACGCCACCAUCGAGCGCACGCUCGGCCCCCAACUCAAGGCGCACAACAUCACCGCCCAAACCCUGGGAUUCACAUGGAUGACCUACGCUGAACUCCAAUUCACCUUCCUUUCCAUUUCUGAAAGCUACAAGCCCUACAAAAUCGUCAUCACCGAACUCUUCUACCAAACCCUCGCCAUAAUCGGCAUCUCCGACCCGCACAGCUUCGCCACCCCCGAACAACGCGACGCCUGUGUAGCCGGAUACGCCGCUCUCGAGCUCCGUCCCGGCGCACGCGAAUGCUUCGCCAAGCUCCGCGACGCUGGGUUCACGGUCUGGUGUUUGACGACGGGCGAUACGCAGCGGGUGCGCGGAUACUUUGAGCGGGCGGGCGUGGACAUGCCCUUGGAGAAUUUCCUGACCUGCGAUACGGCGGGCGUGGCGAAACCGGCGUUGGCGGCGUAUCGGCCCGCGUGGGAGAGGUUGGGUAAUGAGGGUGGGGAGAAGUGGUUUGCUGCCGCGCAUUUAUGGGAUGUCACUGCUGCUACGAAGGUUGGGUUCCGCGGUGCUUAUUGUACGGUUUAUGAGAAGGAGGGGGCUUUCAAGGUGUUUGAUGCGCCGUUGGAUGUGGUGUCGGAGUCGUUACCUGAGAUGGCGGAGAAGAUUAUUGCUGCGUCGAAAUAA